This is a messenger RNA of Macrosiphum euphorbiae (potato aphid), 300 nucleotides long. The record is from the annotation of a GenBank genome assembly. Lineage: Eukaryota; Metazoa; Arthropoda; Insecta; Hemiptera; Aphididae.
AUGUGCGAUGGGACGAGGCUGAUUAUUACGGAAUUAAAGGACAAUUUAACUGUAGCGAUCAUUAUCACCGGCCCAGCUGAUCUGCCAAUCCAAUUUAAAUUCUCGUUAACUAUAGGCAAGGUCCAAGGUCAACCUUUCGAAUUAGUAGGGACGACCUACGAAAAUAAUGUUUUACUGAUGGCCAACUGUAUGUGUGCCUACAGCUGGUCGGAGCUCCUGAAAAUCAAUUUAUUUAAUAUUUUGCUACCACAAAAUAAGACAACAUCAAAUAUCGUUUAUAUGGAAGUUCUAUCUCAAUAA